Messenger RNA from Tigriopus californicus, 4570 nucleotides. RefSeq lists its product as uncharacterized. The record is from RefSeq and is a predicted model, not a curated record. The transcript is spliced from 4 exons. The coding region runs from base 168 to 4508 and encodes 1446 amino acids. Lineage: Eukaryota; Metazoa; Arthropoda; Copepoda; Harpacticoida; Harpacticidae.
CAUCUCGUAAAAGUGAGGCUUUUCAAACCUGAUUCCAACAACGACUUUCAAAGUGACCCAAGAAAACAGUGCCUGAAAAGUGUAACUGAUAUUUCUGCAAAAGUGAGAUAGAUCAUAUCUCAUAAGAAAUUAUAUAUCGUCGACAAAAAUAACAUACAUUUCUCAUAAUGAGUGCAAUCAUUCGAGCUCCAAUGUUGAUCUUGGGCGUAAUAUCCACAAUCUCAUUAGUGCAACCAGCUCCCACCAUUGUACAAAUCCCACAGCCGCCCCCGGGUCAGAACGUGUUUGUACCUCCGGAUAUCAAAUAUUGGGCCUAUGGCAAGAUCAACACCACCGUCAUCGACAACCUGGGGUUGCCUUGGUAUUGCUAUACCCAUCGUCAGACCCAUUGUAUGCCCCUCUUCCAAAAGCCACCCAAUUUCCAGACCACCCGACGGCCUUAUGGUUUGGCCAUCAAUCAAGAGGGCAUCCUACAGCCUAGUGAUAUUCAACCUGAGCAGGAUGAAAACGCUUUGAAUCCAAAGCAUCGAUCAGAAGAGUCCAGUGAGAUGCAAUUGCAAAUAACUGACCCUCUUUCCAAUGGUGCAGUUUCCGAGCCAAGUCAAGACUUGAUACCUCACACCAAACCAGACGAGAUCCAGAGCUCUACUGAAAGCACUAGCAUUUCAUUGGAGGACCGUCUAUAUGGCACAACGCUGAAUUAUCGUGAUGGUGUUACUGAACAAAGUGUCACUUCAGAGCAUCCAAUUGAAAUCUCAGAGAACGUAGAGGGAAAUGACUCAACAUCUGACAUUAACCGGGAUCCACCCAAUAACUCCAAACUUUCGGAGGAUGAAAGCUCAACGGAACCAAUUGGCAUAUACAACGAUUUGGAUAAGGUUACGGAGCAGGGAACAACCCCUCCCAAUAUUGCAGAGGUUUCGCUCAAUGCUCCUGAAGAUCCAGAUGAUCAAAUUCAAUUCCCUCUAGACUACAACACAGUCGACGAUUUAUCAGGAUUGGACUUUGGUGGUAUAAACUCAGUUCCGCAAGCCACGUAUAAAAUCGUUGAUGCGAAUGGAACAACUGUGCUUCAAGUAAAGGCCAAUAAAGAGGAGGAUGACGCCGAUUUGGAAGCAGAAACCACAACGAUAAAAGAUCUCGGAGCCAUCAUAUUUGGGACUGCGAGUAACAGUCUCCAGUUUCCGGAUGACACGGGCAAUGUUAACAUCUUAGGAGAACAAAGUAGGUCAAGGAGCAUCAAAGAGGGUCCUUUGAUAAAUCAGAACUUACAAAGCAUUACCAAGAACACUUUGACAAACCAGGAUUCAUCGAACGCAUCAGCUGUGGAGCCCAGUGGGGUUUUCUUUCCCGUGGAAAAGGUACGGCCAGCUUCCGACCAAAGUGAAAAUAAAAACAAGAGUGGGAAACAACCAAGAAUGAUUGACGGAUUUCUUAUUCAUGCCGCUCCGAAUACUAUUAACCAGUCUCAAGAGAGUGUAAUUGCCGAUGGCAUCCGCAUUGACGACGAUUCAAAGGCAACAUCGACCAUAAAAAACGAAAGGCCGAAGGCGCCUGGAAAUAUCGUCCCUGAUCAAACAACUGUUGCACUAGAUACCGAAAUACUGAGUACGAGUACUACCGGAUCGGCUCCAGAAGGGGUUUUGGAAUCAGAAGGCUCCGAAAAUCAGGGUUUUACUAUUAGCUUCAUAGCAGAUAUUGAGGAGCCAAGUACAAAUCUUCCAAAUUACAAUUUCGAAGACCACGUUAAUAACACAUCACCACGUGAAGACAAUAGUCAAAAUGAUACGAAUGAAGUGCCUGGGCAAGAUUUAGAUGAACAGAAACAUGGUAUCAAGAGUGGCCCUAAAACAAUUCCCGAAAUUGAAAUUACUCAAGCCUCUUUGGAUAACACUCUUAAGCCGAGAACAGAGGAAAACAGCCUUGUCUUUGAGUAUGAGAGAACUGAAGAAACCAAAUUCGACAGUUUGGAUGAAAAUCUAAAUGUAGCCACAGAUUUGCCAAGCGAAGUCUCAACUGAUAUCUCAGAAGCUCGGGUUGACUCCCACACCACAGACCAAAUCGGCCAAGAUAUAACGUUGGCAUCAUCUUUACAGACUACACCAAGAAGUCAAAUAUCGUCUUCUUUCGAUUCUGGUACGCCAAGGCCCACAAUUAGUACGCAGGUUUUGGGCCUAGAACAAGCUAAUGAAGAAACCACUAUACAGUCUGCCAACGCCAAUGAAGAAUCAUCUUCACUUGAAACAACCAAGUUAUACAAUAUACCUACAAGUAGUGAAUCAUCGCCCUUUGAAAGAGCGACUACAAUAGAAUCUGCAACCAAUACUACGGAUCCUCUUACGUCACCACAAGAGAAAACAGAGCCAUCCUUCGAUGUACUGGGAAACAGUACAGAUGAGCUUUUGAAUCGAGUAUUGAAUAUCUUAAGUCAAAAUCAAACUCAAACCAAUGUCACCAUUCCUCAGAUAAACGAAAAUAUGGAAACUACCACAGACCCGUCCAUUUUAGAUGAGGAAUCCCUCAUGCAAAGGAAUCGAAAUCCAAAGCAGUCUGGUCCGAAUUGUAAAAGCUGCAACAUUGCCAUUCAGUUUUCCCGUCCUGAGAACGUGGAAAAAAAUGAAAUCAACCAAGACAUUGUGAUUCUACCAGGGGAUCAGGGAUACCACUGGAAAUAUGAGGUCGAUGACGAACUCAUCCAGGCUACAACCGCUUCAUUUGAUAUAAGAAUAUUCGGCGGACCUGACAACGGCAUUGAUUCAACGACCACGACAAAACCCAUGAUGCCUCUGUCGAACCAAAAUGAGGGAACAUUAACUAUCGUCGAUGAGCCGGUGGAUGUUUUCAAUACAACCACGUCCUCAUCGUUUAUCACGUUGCCUGAUGUAUUUUCGUCCUCAAUUGAGAUUGGAACUGGUCCUUCCCUUGAUGAAACAACUCCACAAGACGAAGACAUUGAAUCGAAUGUCACGGACGAACAAAUUGAUACGCUGGAGACGACACAAGAAACCAUUGAUUUUAGCACUACCACAACCUCGAGUGAGAUUGAUUUCGUUGACGAGAUGCUCGACAAAACGACAACUCAUGCCUCAGAUGUCACAAACACUAGCACAGGAUCAUCUAUCAACGUCAACGCUUCGAUUUUCAUUGAAGAAAUCACCACCACUGCCAUGUCAAUUGAAGACAGCACUUCCGUUCCUACACCGUUGGAAACCAGCGAAGACAACACUUCCACAAUCGCCGCGUUCGAAACCAUUGAAAAUACUGCUAGCACUCUUGAACCGUUCAACCCCGUUGAAGAAAACGCUGAAACAACCAAACUUUCGAGCACAACAGUAUCGUUUGCCACGUCGGAACCUGUAAUCAACUCCACUGCCCAACCUCGACUUGAUCCAGACGACCUUUUGAACUCCCUUCUUUUCGACGUGGGCGAUGUCAUUUCCAAUCAAAUCAGUAGCGACAUCAGCCCUCUUUCCCCCCUAGUACCUGAAGAUACUCCGGUUUUGGCACCGGCUUACACGGUCUUUGGUGAGAAAUGCAAUGGCACGUGUGAAGACCGUGGCUAUUCUUAUACCUGGUGCUACAAGCUGCAGCCUAGCAACAUUGGGACCUGGCGCGAUUCUGAUUAUUGUUCCAAUCACCUAGGGAUCACACCCUAUGGAGAGUCUUGUAUUGAUGGUUGUGAGAAACGGAGCUAUGACUACUAUUGGUGCCAUAAGAGCACUUUGUGGGGAUAUUGCGUACCCGAUCAUCUCUUGCAAAUGGCAAAUACUUGGAAGACACUCUUCGGUGAGCAACCCUUGUAUGCGAGAGAGUUCAUGGAUACGCAACCCGCUCCAUCGUACACGAUUUACGGCAAACUCUGCCAGGAUCAAUGCCAAGCCCGAGAAGAGGAUUUUACAUACUGCGCGAAAGCCAAUCCCAGGGAUCUAGGAACCUGGCACCUUAAGGAUUAUUGCACCAAUAACUCAACCACGGAAGUCACUCAUGAAGGAAUCAAGUGCAAUGACGAUUGUUUACGGCGGGGUUCCGCCUACUUCUGGUGCCACACCGACAAUGGUUAUGGCUAUUGUACUCCCAAGAUAUUGAUCCAGAAAUCAGGUCGUUUUGCUAUCACAUCGACUACGUCAACUUCCUCAACUACGCCAGGAAUCGGAAAAAAUGAUGUGGAUUAUGAAUACGAAAAUGAAAUUGCUGGGAGCCCCAAUGAACUGAAACCCGAAGCCUUGGCCUUCACCGUGUUUGGUGAACCUUGUUUGGACCCAUGUUCCAAUUACGAGAAUACCUCAUACACGUGGUGUCAUAAGAUUGAAGGCAGUGACACUGGUACUUGGUUUGACCGUAAUUAUUGUACCAAUCGAGCUAAUGUCACUCAAUUCGGGGUGAACUGCUUAGACGAGUGUUCGAAACGAGAUCAGGCCUAUUAUUGGUGUCAUAAAGAAUUGGCUUUAUGGGGGUUUUGUACGCCACAGUUUCUCUUAGACCAAAUACGACAACGGGAUUCAACUUAGCCAAAAAAAGCACACGACUUGUUUCUUUCCAAUUGAGAUGUCAAAUAAACGAAAAAUCUAGA